Messenger RNA from Cuscuta europaea, 2849 nucleotides. Lineage: Eukaryota; Viridiplantae; Streptophyta; Magnoliopsida; Solanales; Convolvulaceae. The record is from the annotation of a GenBank genome assembly.
GCCCUUGUCGGCCGUGCCCUCGUCGGCCGCGCCCUCGUCGGCCACAAAGACCUCACAGAACCGGAUUCUACACUUACUCAUUUGUACAGCCCAUUAGUGGCUUUGUAUUCGGCCCAGUAGCGGUCCAGUUGUAAAUGGGCCUCCCAAGCCCAAGGCUUGGGAGCCCAGCCCGUAUUUUCUCUAUAAAUACUCCCCUUGGGAGUAGUUAUAGGGGUUACGAAUUCAUUCUAUUGAAGCAUAUUAUUGCACUUCUCUCUCUAGCUCUCACUUCUCUCUAGAUAUACUCUAUCACUACCACAUUGGACUUGGUCAGCUUGUCUUCUAGUUGUGGAGUAUGUGAAUUGUAUUUGCUUCAACCUUCCAAUUCUGUUGUAGUUGAGCAUCAAGAAAGUUUAGUUGACUCCCAAGUUGGUUGUGAUGGAGGGCUGCAUAAUUGUGAAGUACAAAGCCAAACAUGUGGUGAUGAUGAAGGGGUUAGAAUCAAGAGGAGAAGGAAGUUCAAAGAAAGAAGAAAGAAAGAUGCACACAAUCAAUCUGAGAGGGCUGAAGAGGAAAUUCAGGCUGCAGAUGAUGAAGAAGAUUUGGAGUGCCAAGAAGACCCUCCUCUCAGUAAUGAUGAUGCUUCUGAUUAUGAUAAUGUGAUUGAUAAUGAGGAUGUUUUGGGGAGUAUGCCACACAGUAAUAAGGAGUUUGCACAUGAGGCUGAGGACUAUGAAGAUAGCAUGAAGUUGUACCCUUCUGAUAACCCACCAAGUUAUAUUUCAGAUGGCUCGAAUAUGAAUGAAGAUGAAGUGGAUUCCAACCUUAAAGACCAUCAUCCUUCAUACAACCAACCCACAGAGUGAACCUCCUGAUAUUGAGGUGGGGAUGCUUUUUGAGGACAACAUUCAAUUUAAGAGUACCCUCAUUAGAUACGUUGUGCACCAUAAGAAGAACAUAUUCUUUAAGAGGAAUGAAUCAAAGAGAGUACGUGCACAAUGCAUUCAAGAAAAUUGCCCCUUUUUGUGUUAUGCAAGUUGAGAAGACAAAUUCAAGUGCUUCCAAGUGAAAAGCAUGAACAACACACAUUUGUGUAAUGCAAAAUUCAAGCCGAGAGUUGUGUCUCAAAAAUGGAUAGAAGAUAAAUACGAGGACAAGGUUAGAGAUGACCCCUGUAUUGGCUAUGUGGCCUUAAAGCAGCACAUUGAGUCUGAACUUGGCAUUCAUAUUUCUUUUAGCAUGGUGAGGAGGGCUGUCAGCUGCAUAAAGAAAAGAAUAAAUGCCAGCUUUGCAGAAUAGUUUAAUAGGCUUAGAGAUUAUAGUCAAGAGUUGUUGGAUUCAAUUCCCAACAGUACUGUGAAGAUCUUGAUCUCCAGAGUAGUUGAUGAUGCCCCAUGCCUCUUCUAGAGAUUUUAUUGCUGCUUUGGUCCAAUGAAAAAGGGAUUUUUAGAGGGAUACAAAAAGAUAAUUGGAUUAGAUGGAUGUUUCUUAAAGGGCUUAUUGAAGGGAGAAAUACUGACAACAGUUGGAAGGGAUGCAAACAACAUGUACCCUAUUGCAUGGGCAAUAGUUGAGAUUGAAAACACUUCAUCCUGGUCUUGGUUUUUAGAGCUGUUGAAGGAAGAUCUUCAAAUUGUGGAUAGCUCUCCCUGGACUGUCAUAAGCGAUCAACAAAAGUAAUGAGAAAACGGGUAGAGAACAACCAGCUGCUGCUGGCCUGCAGCAGCUUUCACCCUACCCACCACUUCAGCCGCCGCCGCCCCCGCCAAUCUACAGCAGCGGAUGGCCGGAAAACUGCGGCUUGGAUUAUUUUUAUUGUGAUGAGGAGCACUACUUCAUUGAUUUUCCGAUGCAAGGUGAUGGUCAUGAUCAUCAUCAUCAGAGCUGUUUCGAUGAGUACUCUUUCCCCCCUAUGGAUAUGCUUCUCUUCAACGACCCUAUCACUUCCCCCUUUGGCAUUAUUAAUCCAACACAAAUCAGCACCGAUCACGGAUGUUCAUUGUUCCAUAGAGACUUGAAAUACAAGGACCCUUUUGGAGAAAAAGAGCAGAAGAUGAUGUUAUUGAAUGGUGAUGAAUAUGGAAGCAUUAGUAAAGUGGAGAUCCCAAACCAGAGAAGUAAUGAUGAAGAGGAUAAGAAUAUUUUCAUCAAUAAUGAUCAUCAGAAUACCAAUAAUAAUAAUGUUGAUGGGAAUAAUAAGAAGGGAAGAAAGGUUAAUAAUGUGGAAAGCAAAAGCAGCAGCCCCAAGAAUAAUAAUAUCAAUAAUAAUAAUAGUUUAUCAAAGAUGUUAAGUAGGGAAACUCUUUCAAAGUAUUUCUACAUGCCAAUCACAAAAGCAGCAAAGGAACUAAAUGUUGGGUUAACGUUGCUGAAAAAGAGGUGCCGGGAACUUGGAAUCCGGCGUUGGCCGCAUAGGAAGUUGAUGAGUCUCCAAACCUUAAUUGCCAAUGUUCAGGAGUUAGUGAAGGGCGGAGAAGAUGGGAAGGUGAGAGAAGUGUUAGAGCUGUUGGAGAAUCAGAUGAAGGAGAUUGUAGAGUGUCCUGACACUGAAAUGGAGGAGAAAACUAAAAAGCUCAGGCAAGCUUGCUUCAAGGCCAAUUACAAGAAGAGGAAGCUCGUCAUUGGCGGCGGCGGGGGAGAGACUAAUCUGCAACACCCGAAUGCUUCCGCGGCGGCCUCCAUGUCAUCUGCCUCCGGCGUUUAUAACUUCUCCGGCGGUGCGGCCGGAGUUGAUGCUACGGCGGCGGCUGAUUAUUAUUACGAGGAAGACCCUGAAAUUAAUUCUCUGUUACAUUGCUUCUCUUCCUCCUCGUCUUCUUCUACUCCCUGAAAUGUAUAAAGUGCAUGGAUCGUUGGACUUUGCUUUUUUC